GACAAGCGGUUGAAUUUGAAAUAUUUUGUUAAAAUUCGAAUUCGUGUUCAAUAUUGUCCAUCGUUUAAUUGGAAUUUAUUGGUACCUUUCAAUAUAUCGACAUGGUAUGUGGAUCACCCUGAAUCAUUCUGCUUUUAUUUACACAUAAACCAAAGGAGUAAUUUCCCGGCAAUAUUUUUAAGAAAUGGCAGAAGUUACAAAGAAACUCCUGUCAGCCAAGCUACGGGCAUCAUUAACUGAAGAAGAUGGUGAUAGUGAUGACGAAAUCAGAAACAUUAAUGAAAGAAUACCAUUUAAUCGGAACACAAAUAAUAAUGUCAGUCGUAAUGGUGAUAUUAAUAACAAACUAUGUUUGAGACCUCAAAAUAAGGACAAAGAAAAUAGCCCAAAAAUCAUACGAUCGAAGCCUCGUCGUCAUUUAGAUAGAAAUGAAUUUGACGCUAAUAAUAAUAGUCGCCCUGUUACCCCAACAAAGGAGACUGAUCAGUUUGAUUCUAUUGCCCCAGCCCCCCUCACACCUACUGCAAACUUAAAAAUGUUAUUUAGUGCUGUUAGUCCAGAAAUUCGUAAAAUGCAAGAUCAGAAGAGACAGGAAGAAUUGAUUAACGAAUCACCAACACCAGAAGAUAACUCAAUUGAUAAAGAUGACUUGAUAUUCUCAUCACAAGAAAGUGAUUCUGGGAAAGCUGGUGGUUCUCGGAAAGAAAAAUCACUUGGUCUCCUUUGUCAAAAAUUUUUACAGCGCUAUCCAGAUUACCCGGAAGGAAAUAUUGAAGUUUGUUUGGAUGAGGUUGCACGAGAACUAAAUGUUGAGAGGAGAAGAAUUUAUGAUAUUGUUAAUGUUUUGGAAAGUGUAGAAAUAGUCAGUCGUAUAGCUAAAAAUAAAUAUGCAUGGCAUGGUAAAACUAAUUUAGUUACAACUUUAGGUAAACUGAAGAUGUUGGCAGAAAAAGAAGGAUUUGGAGAUCAGAUACAACAAGUUAAAGAACAUGAAUUUUACCGUGAAUUAAACACACCAAGAGAUAUAGAAUUAUUAGAUAAAACUUUUAUGAGAAAAGAUAAAUCUUUAGGUAUAAUGAGUCAGAAAUUUCUUAUGUUGUUUCUUAUAUCAAAGCCCAAAACUGUCAAUCUAGAUAUAUCUGCAAAAAUACUCAUCGGUGAUCCAAAUAUAGAUAAAACAGAAAACUCAAAAUUUAAAACAAAGAUUCGCCGGUUGUACGAUAUAGCCAAUAUUUUGACUAGUCUUGAUUUAAUACGUAAAGUUCAUGUAACAGAGAUUCGAGGUCGUAAACCAGCUUUUAGAUAUAUUGGACCUGAUGUUGAUGCUGUGUGUGAUUUGAGUGUAUGUUGUAGUGAUGGUAUACAUAGACCUUCCUCAAGACAUUCCUUAUUAGAUUGUAUAAAAAAUAAAAAAUUAGCUAAUAUAAUGAGUCCUUCAACUUACGUUCCUAUUCAACCGGCUCCAGUUAUAUCUUCAGAGAAGAAAUCCAAAUUGAACAGCUUACAACAGGAAAUACAAAGUGAUGUACCAAAGAGAUUUUCACGUCAUGCAUCUUUUGAUAUGAUCUGUGAAGCAGCUGAAAAAGAAAGAACCAAACUAUAUGCCUGUAAUUCAGAACCAUCAAGCCCUGUUAAAAAAUUAGACUUUGAAAAUAUGGAAGAUAUCCCUAGCUUGCCUGCUAGUCAGGAACCCCUACCGGUGAAAAAGAAGAAAAAGAUUUUUAUGUUGAAAGGUACACCAGCAGCAACAUUAUCUCCUAUGAAGAAAAACAACACAGGUGUUCAACGGAAGCAGGAAACUUUAAUUAUAAAAACUAAUAAUUUAAAUGGAACUAGUUGUAGACAACCAACCAUGAUACCCCUAACUCAAGAUCAAAUCAACGCAGUUUUAAAAUCUUUAAAGGUUCCUGUUACAAAUAUUGAUACCACCCGUCUGGUAGAUGCUUGUACCCAGUCGUCUCCGAACCUUCCUGGCGUAAAAUCAGAAGAAAUUGUUAAAUUAGAACAAAGAUCAGCAUCGCCAGAGUUCAGUAUGGCCAUUAGAAAUGAAACAACUCCCUCAACGACCACAGAUUACAUGCGGGGAAUAAAACGUGGCGUAGAUCGUAUUGAAGCAGGAAUGGAAAAACGCAUAAAGUUGGCCCUUCCGACACCACCAUCAACCGAGGAAGAAUCUUGCACUAGUUCCAGUGAUGGAUCCCCUGAUAAUGAAGUAUCAGAGAUAAACCAACGUUUAAACAAAAGACGGGGCUCUACGGAAAAUGGACGCCCAUCCCCGUUAAGAGCUCUUCAUCUUGCUCCAGAAUUCAAAUCGUGUGGAGCUUUUAAAACCAUCAGUCCCCCUGAUAUGCCAGCUGACUCAGAUUUGGCACUUCCAUUACCCGAGGACAGUGAAACUAAGAAAGGUCAAUCGCUGUUGAAAUCGUCGUAUCAGCAUGUUACAGUUCAGAUGACGAACCAUCCUCAACAAUUUAUACAUGUUCCCAUUGUACACAUCCCUCGUAAUUCUUUAUCAGCUCAGGAGAAAAAACAUAUGUCCCUUAUGACACCUACAUCCCUGAUACAGAGCUUACCCUUAAAUUCAUUGAAUCAAAAUCAACCAAUGAACUUUGUUGUUCCAGUGAACACUUUUAGUCCUCCUUUGACCCCAGUGACCCCCGCUAACUCCUCAUCUAGUCCAACAUUCUUUACUCUUCCUGCAGCAUCUACCGCAACAAGCAUCGCCUACAAUCUUGGAUCUCCAACGUCAACAUUUUCACAGGUGUCGAAUAUUCAAAUGGUAAUAUCCGGGGCUCAACCAAUCACAACCAACGCUGGUCAAUACAUCUCUUGCUCAACCAAUAAUCAAGCCACAUAUUUACAGAGCGUCAAUGUACCGAAGAAAAGCUAAAUAUAAAUCUUUAUACAAAUCUGGUGAUUGUUUUUUUAGUGUAUAUGUUAUUCCUUUUUUUUUUUUAAAUUUUAGGGGUUGAUUCCCAAGAUGUGCUUGUUGUUAUAACAAGAAUUUGGUUAGUAAUAUAUUAUGUAAUUGUAUUGUUUUGUUGAUGUGCUGUGUUUUUAGUAAUAUAAGUAUAUUAAGGAUGUGGAUGAAAAGAUAACAAAAAUGUAUUUGCCAAUCUCUUGGGUGCGUAAUCAGGCCAAACCAAUACAUUUAAGACUUGUGAACGAUGUUUUGUUUAAAUUUUCAAAACUUUAGAAAAUUGUAACUAUUUAUUUUUGAAAAGAGCAACCUAAUACCAUUUGCUUUAAAAAAAAUUAUUUUACCACAUCGAAGUAAGAGGCCAAAUUUUAAUAGGUGUUCACUCAAUGAACAAAAAUUCAUCUUGGUGUGGCCUAAUUUGGGUACCGUAUUCCAUUUGAAACUAUAAAAAAUUGUAACUAAAAUGCUUUGAAAAAAGCAACUUUUUUUCUCUCUACCUCUCCCCUGUUAACUUUACAUCAAAUUUUGUCCACAUCCCUAUUAAGUAUGGUUGCCAGUGUGUGAUACAUGGCAUAAUUGGUUGUUUUAAUGUAUGUAAGGAUAUAUGUAUACAAGACAGAUGUGGCCAUAUGAAUUGACGCAAUGGACAAAAAAAGUGGUUGUCCUGAUUUGCAUAAAACUUACCUAAAGUAUUUUUUUAAAAUAAUUAAAACAGGCAGCGUUUUCUUUGUUGAAUUAGUAAAUUAAGUUUCAUAAUAUUUUUAUAAGCUUUAAUGAGAAGAAACAUUUCAAUUUUGAGGUAAAACUUUUUGUCGUCCAUUUUAUUAUUAAUUAUUAUUUUGAUGUUUCAAUGGCAGAAGUAGUGCAUGGUUGUAUUUAUUUAUUCUGUUGUGUAUAUAUCUUUACUGUGAUAUGUUUUAAAAAUUGCCAAAUCACUAGUUAAGGUUGGAUCUCACUUCAUUUGCCAUUUCAACAUAAUUAGCCAUAGAAGUGAAACUAGGGAACUUUUAAAUAAUUUUUAAUUUCAUUUAACCCGAAUUUAAAAAAGUUUUUUAAGUGUGAGAAAAGGAAACAAAGUCGAAGAGAUAGAAUUGAGUGUGUUUCAUUGACCUAUUUCUGUGUUACAAAAUUUUGGUUAUUUUGACUAGACUAGUCUUGAUUUCCCAUAAGAGUUUCUACAAAUGAUUGCUUUUAAUAGUAUAUAUAGUUGCUAUGAAUAUGUAUAAGAAACUAUGUCUCGUCUCCUGACAGUAUACCAUCAUUGGUGAUUAUUGGAUGCUCAUAAGUCUGAUGACUUCUGGUGAACUAAACGUAGAUUAAUAAGAAAUACAAACUUAAAACAGCAAUACGUCUAUGCAAGGAGCCAUGUCGGUUCAUUGAGUAAGAAUUUGGCUCGCUAACCUGGAGGUCCAGUGUGGUUUCAUUUGGAUUUUCCAGUGUGGUUCCCCCAUCAAGUCAUUGGUAUAGGACAGAGGGCCUGGCAAGUGACAAUGUAUAGCCAUUCGGAUGGGAUCCAGUGUACACAUUGGCAUGCACAUAAAAGAACCCUUGACAGUUGGAAUUUGACAUAAGAGUAGGCGGUAAUGCCACUGUCUGGGCAAAAUUUCCCUCAUAGUGCACUGCAUGGUGUAUGUCUGUCUUUAUUAGCCCAGUUGGUGCAGAAAAGUAGGACAUUAAAACUCAUUUCAUUUCACUUGUUUUACAAGUUAAUAACAAUAUUGCUACUUAAAGGCAAUCAUAAUAUGCUACGUUUUAACUCUUAUGUUAAUAACAAUAUUGCUAUUUAAAGGCAAUCAUAAUAUGGUACGUUUUAACUCUUAUGUUAAUAACAAUAUUCCUAAGUUGGGAUGUAUAUGGCAAUCAGCUGCUGUAAAUCAUAAGGAAUUGUCUAACAUAUUUACAACAAGUAUUAUGUUGCCUACAUUUACAUAUAAUAUACAUGAUGUGGGCUUUUGUUUUCUAUAAUGAUCCAAAAUUGAUCCAAACUUAUUUAGUUGUAUUUUUUUUUUAAUAUUUUAAUCAAAAUGACUCGCUAAUGAAAUUAUCAUUUGGAAGACUUGCCAUAAAGUAAGUGGUUUUAGUCUUUUAUAUUGAAAUGAAUUUCUAGUGAAAACUUUCACCACUUUAUUUAUUUUUGUAUGUUUUUUUAUUGUAUUAGUAUUUAUUUGUUAAGAAUUAUUAGAUAAUUACUUAGUUCAUCCACACCAAUUUGGUUUUCUGUUCUUCUGGGUCUUGAGAAAUAAAUAGCCGCUUAAAUCAUCAUGUGAAAGAUGUUAUAUUUAGAAUUUCAAAAAUUAAAAAUUUGGAACUAAAGGUUUUGAACCGCACAACUAAAGUGUUUUCGACUUUAAAUAAAUCUUUAUCGGUGUUACCAAAGAGAAAAUCAAAUUCAUGUGGCUGUAGUUAUUAUUAGUCUUACAUUUCUGUUAAUUGAAGGAUAAUGAUUGUGAAAAUCACUGCCAUUUUGUUUAUAGAUUUUAUAUUAUUUUAAUUAAUCUAUGUUUAUUAAUUACUGCUUUUAAAUAAAAGGCAGGUAGGGCCAUACAUUCUUCUACUUGUUUAUUAUGAAACCUAAAUUUUUCAUUAUAUCUUUUUAAUUAUUAAAAAUACAGAUGUUACUGUAUCAUUAUUUUAAAUAACAUACAGGUGACAUGCUAAUCAUACAUUAUUUAAACUAGAUGAUAUAUUGGACUUGUGUUAAAAUUUCAUUGAAAUGCACUGCAAGAUAAUGUCUGUAUUUUAAGUUCUUUAAUGGUCUCAUGCAAGACAUUGCAUAAUAUGCUGAUACCACACUCCGGCUGACACUCUUGUGCAUUAUCAAUAUAUUACUUAAUUGUCUCGCUCUACAUCAUUAACCCCCACAAUAAAAUAAUCUUUUUUUUUUAUGCAUAAGAAGUGGCACAGUCAGAGUUCAAGGGUCUGUGGGUAUGAUUCUGCUGGGAUCUCUGCAUUGUCAGAAUUUAGAAGGGUAGAUCUUUAGCUCUUGUUUCCUGGAGUUCAACCACAAACCCUGUUGCUGUGCAACUAGUCAUAAGAUAAAUCAUUUUUAGGCAAAAAAAAUACAUGAUUAUAUAUUAUUUUUGAUUAUAAAUUAUUAACAUCCUCAUUAAAAUGAAUUCCAACAGAAACGAAAGAAAAAGGGUAGUAUAGAUUAUUUUUCAUUUAUAUUUUUUUACUCGUGAAACAUUACAUCAUUGAUAUUUUUGUAUUCAAUAUUUGAAAUGUAUUUAAUUCUAAGUAUUAAUGACCAUUCCAAUGUUUACAGUUAUCAGUUUUAUUUAACUUUGAUUCAAAUUAAUCUAUUUAUGUUUUUCUUGCUUUGAAAACCAAACCCAAUGAAUUUUCGUACUAUCUUCUCGUCUACGAUUGUAUAGGAUUCAUUUAUUUAAACACAUUUUGAUAUUAUAUAAAUUAAGCCAAAUAUCAGUGCUAUCUGUGACGGAAAGAAUGUCCUCAUUUUACUCCUGUUUUAUUGUAUUGUUUCAAUGACAUUUAGUAAUUGAACUGGAAAUACACUGGUCACAAUUCUAUGGAAUACAAUUGCUGUUUAUUACCCAGCCAGGCUUCUCUAGUCAUUAUGAAACAAAGAUAAGCCUAGUCUGAAACAUCACUCAGUAGUUGUAUUCCAUAGAGUAGUGACCUGUGUAUUUCUAGUUUAAUGAUUGGAGUAUCUGUAUGUCAUUAUCCAUCGUUGGGUUUAAUCACUGAGUAAAUGGUGUAUAUUAAUAAAUCUAUGUAAUAUGAGGUAUAAAUGAGAAUUGUAUAUAGAAUACUGGAAAUUGUAUAGAAUAAAUACUCUAUAACUAU
Molecule: messenger RNA, 6727 nt
Organism: Patella vulgata (common limpet)
Lineage: Eukaryota; Metazoa; Mollusca; Gastropoda; Patellidae
Product: transcription factor E2F8
Exons: 12
Coding region: 185-2890 (901 amino acids)
Biological process (GO): regulation of transcription by RNA polymerase II
Cellular component (GO): RNA polymerase II transcription regulator complex
Molecular function (GO): DNA-binding transcription factor activity, RNA polymerase II-specific; RNA polymerase II cis-regulatory region sequence-specific DNA binding
Source: RefSeq, a predicted model, not a curated record